UUUACACGACGUCAAAAUUUAUAAAGACACUGUGAAACUGACAGUUGAAUUUGUCAAGAGUUUACGAGAUGUCAAACUAGAGGAAUUGUUACAUGUUGUUUUUGACAUUAGUAAAAAUGAUGUCAAUGUCAGAACGCUGUAUGUGUUGGCGGUUAUGAAGAGUGCGUUUGAUUUUGACAGUGACAUGUCAAGGAAUAUUUUAGGAAGGAAGGAUUGUAUCUUAUUAAAUUGUUUGCUGGGAUUGACAAUCGACCAAAACGACGCAUUCAAAAUGGAGACGAUUUUGAAAAUUUUAGAGGAAUAUUCCGAAGGCAUUUUGGAGCUGAAAUAUAUGGAAGCAAUACAAGUUAUAUCAGACAUAAUCAUAAACUUCACACCAGCAUUAGUCAAAGAACUGCAUAAAAACAUCAAACUAUGUUUUACAUCGCUGAAGAAACACUGGAAAAACACACCAAAGACAAUAACCACCAGCAUUCAGACCUGGCUGAAUACGCUGCCAAUAAAAAAAAUAACCGAAUCCAUAGAACAUGAGCUUUUUACAACCGAACAUCACUCACACAUACAAGCUUUCAACAUUAUGUCAGACAUAUUUGACAUGACCGAACUAUCACCAGAUGUCAAAGUGCAAAUGUCAAAAUGGCCAAAAUAUUUGACGAAGUUAUACGCGUCCGGUAGAUUAGAAGAAUAUUUCUAUGAAGAAAUGUCAUAUUUUACUGACACGCUGACAGUCAGCUUGAAGUUUUUGUCAACAGAAGAUGCCAAGAACAUUUUGAAAGGGGAGAUGCCUAGAAAUGGUAUUUCGUUUGGAGCAUUUUUUAUUGAAGGGUGUUUUGAAGUGUUGACUGAAAAACCUUUUAUCUUGUUGGAAGAUGGCGUAAAGGAAUGUAGCGUUCUUUUGAAUGAUAUAAUAAGGUUGGCUGUGAAGAAAAAUUUAAAACAACGAUAUGGAAAUGUAUUGGAAUUGGUGGAUAAGCUCUGGCCGACGUACGAACAGCACGCGACCUUCGUCCAAAAGCACUGUCUCCUAGCCAACCUACAGUGCCUCGGACCGGGGUCGGAAUCGAACCCACUGCAAUGGGCGAUGCGGGUCGUAUGCUCGCAAGACGCGUCGCUCGACCAACGGACGAAGCUCCUGAGUUUCUUACCCGAGGAGGCAUUCCAGUUACCGGAAGUGAAGGCGUCAGUAUCCUCAUUAUUUCCGGCGCGGCUGAGGGAGCUGCGGCCCGCGCUGCUCGAGGCGGCUGCAGUGCGGCCUGACGCUUUGCUGCCGACUAUCGCCGCGCUUGCAGGCAACGACACAAACACGGGCUGGUGGGACACGGCCCUCGAGUCUUGCGUGGCGGCUUCGGCUAAACGGAACACCGCGGAUUUGUGUGGGACACUGUUCCACAGAUGCCAAGGCGAGAGGGCCUGCGAGCGCGUUUUAGUUCCAUUGCUCAGGUUAGAUAAGAUUCCAGAUAUUUAA
Cydia amplana is the source of this 1465-nucleotide messenger RNA. RefSeq lists its product as uncharacterized. Lineage: Eukaryota; Metazoa; Arthropoda; Insecta; Lepidoptera; Tortricidae. The transcript is spliced from 5 exons. Bases 155 to 1465 code for a protein of 436 amino acids. The record is from RefSeq and is a predicted model, not a curated record.